AAUACAAUUCGAGACGGUGGUGCGGCUGUGGGAUUCGGAAGGCUUCAUAUUUGACUUUUCGCCAAAUGUUUGUUUAAGCUCGUGGAGGUUGAUGACCAAUCCAAACUUAAGAUUACCAAAAUGCCCCCAACCAUAACAAGUGCACACCUAGUACUCACCUAAGGGCGUUGUCGUCAGAACAGAAAGGUUCAUCAAUUUCAUGGGAAACAAAAAACAGCUUCUUGAAUUUAUUGUAGAAUGACUGUGGACAAUGAGUUGUCAAGUAGAGACUUGUUCUUCUCUUUGUUUUGGUGAUCUUCUUUUAUGUUAUUUUAUUUCAAUUAAAGGUGUAGCUUGCACAUGAGAAUAUCCAGAUUGUCUGCAACCACGAUAUUGCUUGACGCCAUGGAUAUCAGGACCAACUCGAGAUUCCUGCUUGUUCUCUUCGUCUGCCUGUUUUUGAAGACCAAUCUCUCUUUUGGAGCUGAUAUCAUCUCUGGAAACCAAUCCCUCUCUGGUAACCAAACUAUUGUCUCUAAAGGUGGGGUCUUUACUCUGGGAUUCUUUGAUCCAGGUAAUACUAAUAAAUACUAUAUAGGCAUGUGGUACGAGAAAAUUAAGACCAACCAGACUAUAGUUUGGGUGGCAAAUAGAGAGAAGCCAGUUUCAGAUAGAUUUUCUUCAGAGCUGAAAAUCUCAGAUGGUAAUUUAGUUCUUUUCAAUGAGUCCAAACUUCCAAUUUGGUCCACAAAUGUGAGCUCCACUAGCUCCUCCCCUGUACAAGCAGUGCUUGGGGAUAAUGGAAAUCUGGUGUUAAGUGGUGGUUCCAAUUUUUCAAAUCCUUUAUGGCAAAGUUUUGAUAAUCCUGCUCAUACCUGGCUUCCUGGUAGUAAAAUUGCGUACAACAAAAUAACCAAAACCCACCAAGUUCUCACUUCAUGGAAGAAUUCCAAAGACCCUUCCCCUGGCCUUUUUACUCUUCAGCUAGACGAAACUAACAACUCGUAUAGUAUACUUUGGAAUAGGUCUAGAGGAUAUUGGACUAGUGGAGCUUGGAACGGACAUAUUUUCAGCUUAGUCCCUGAGAUGAGGCAAGAUUAUAUCUACGAUUUCCAAUUUGUAUCGAAUCCAAAUGAAAGCUACUUUACAUAUUCUGUUAAACCCACUUCCACACUCACAUCUCGAUUUGUAAUGGAUGUUUCUGGGCAGAUUAAGCAACAAAAUUUUUUGCCCAAUAAUGGAUGGAAUUUGUUUUGGUCUCAACCGAGACAACAAUGUGAAGUUUAUGCUUUCUGUGGGCCAUAUGGAAGCUGCAAUGAGAAGUCUUUGCCUUUUUGUAAUUGUUUAAAGGGAUUUAAGCCCACUUCUGAGAGUGACUGGUAUUUGGAGGAGUAUUCUGGUGGGUGCUCUAGAGUAACCAAACUUGCAUGUGGUAACAACAGCCUUCCUAAUGGUGAGGAAGACAGAUUUCUAGAGAUGCCCAACAUGUUAUUACCUGAAAAUAAAGAGUCUUUGCGAGUAGGGAGUUCUGAUGAAUGUAAAUCAAGCUGCCUAAACAAUUGCUCUUGCACAGCUUAUGCCUAUGACAACAAUGACUGUUCAAUUUGGAUAGGAGUUUUCUUAAAUCUGCAGCAAUUAUCGGCAGCAAGUGACAACAGUGGCACACUCUAUGUUAGGUUAGCAGCUUCUGAGCUUCCUAAUCCGAAGAAAGAAAAAGGAACUAUCGUUGGUGCUGUGGUGGGCUCAGCUGUAGGAAUAUUGGUUGUUGUUGGUCUUAUAUUGUUCUUAAUUUUCAGACGAAGAAAUAGAACAGUUGGAAAAGGAAAACAAGUGGAGGGUUCAUUGGUGGCGUUUGGCUACAGAGACAUGCAAAAUGCAACCAAGAACUUCUCGGAUAAAUUGGGAGGAGGAGGCUUUGGUUCGGUUUUUAAGGGGGUAUUGGCAGACUCAACUGUAGUAGCAGUGAAGAAGCUUGAGAGUGUCAGUCAAGGAGAGAAGCAAUUCCGAACAGAAGUCAGCACAAUUGGAACAAUCCAACAUGUAAAUCUAGUUCGAUUGCGUGGGUUCUGCUCUGAGGGUACUAAAAGAUUAUUGGUGUAUGACUACAUGUCCAAUGGCUCUUUAGAUUCACUUCUUUUCAGUGGAAGUAAUUCAAAUGUUUUGAUCUGGAAAACAAGGUACCAAAUUGCACUGGGGAUAGCUAGAGGGUUGGUUUAUCUACAUGAGAAAUGCAGGGAAUGCAUCAUACACUGUGACAUCAAGCCAGAAAACAUUCUUUUGGAUGAAGAGUUAUGUCCCAAAGUAGCAGACUUCGGAUUAGCAAAACUCAUUGGAAGGGACUUCAGCAGGGUCCUGACAACCAUGAGAGGAACAAGAGGCUAUCUUGCACCAGAAUGGAUUGCAGGAGUGGCAAUAACAUCAAAAGCAGAUGUUUACAGCUAUGGAAUGAUGCUUUUUGAGUUUGUGUCAGGGAGGAGAAACUCAGAGCCAUCUGAAGAUGGAAAAGUAAAAUUCUUCCCAACUUGGGCUGCAAGAGUUAUCACUGAAGAAGGUGAUGUGCUUAGCCUGUUAGACCCGAGGCUGGAGCAGAAUGCAGAGGUAGAAGAGCUUGACAGAGUUUGUAGAGUUGCGUGUUGGUGCAUCCAAGAUGAUGAAGUUAAUAGGCCAUCAAUGAGUCAGGUGGUUCAAAUCCUUGAAGGAGUUAUAGAAGUGAAUUUGCCCCCAGUUCCAAGAUCACUUCAAGUUUUUGGUGAUGACCAGGAGAAUGUAAUUUUCUUUACGGAAUCAUCAUCCACAAGCCAGAGUUCCAAGGUAAGGAGCACCACGUCAACUAGUUCCUCCCAGACCAAGAGCACUACCUCUUCAAUAAGCUGAAGAACCUAAGCACAAUCAAGAUGAGGGCAUCUUUUCCACUCUUUGAUUCCAUCUUAUGCUCUGCUCUUUUUUUUUUCACCUCAUCCAUAUCAGGAUUUUGAAGCGAAGAAAACAAAUUUAGCUCAUGGUUGCUUUCUUUUGCUUAAAUAAUCUUGUGUACCUAUUAAACACAGCUCUAUAGUCAUUGUUUACAUUUAGUCCCCCACAUGGUAGGAUGAACUAAAUAUGAUCCAAGAUCUUGUAAAAAUAGUUCCCCCAUCCCAUGCUGCAUAACAAUGGCUCUAAGAGUUGACGAGAGUUGUUUGUAUGAAUAGUUUUUGCUCAAAUGUUUGUAUAAAUAGUUUUAUUAUAUAUAAUGUUCCUCACUUUAUGGUA
This is a messenger RNA of Humulus lupulus (European hop), 3228 nucleotides long. RefSeq names its product G-type lectin S-receptor-like serine/threonine-protein kinase At2g19130. Lineage: Eukaryota; Viridiplantae; Streptophyta; Magnoliopsida; Rosales; Cannabaceae. Gene Ontology annotation, biological process: recognition of pollen; protein phosphorylation. The record is from RefSeq and is a predicted model, not a curated record. The transcript has a single exon. Gene Ontology annotation, molecular function: ATP binding; protein serine/threonine kinase activity. The coding region runs from base 340 to 2853 and encodes 837 amino acids.